CAGAGGCCUAGGCCUCUGGCCAAGGCAGGAGGGUGCAUGGGAGUCUGGGGCCCCUCCCCGGGUCCAGCCCCCGGUACUGGGAGUCGGGCUUGCUCAAGUCUGUGCAAUCCUACAGCUGUGUCACCUGCCAGAGCCCUGCCCUGGACGAGACGGGCGCGAAGCACCCACGAAGCAGGAACAGCGGCAGCAGCAGGAGCCGCAGGAAUCCCCCAGAAAAAGAAACAAAAACCAACUUCACCUCCUCCCCUGCCCGUGCUGGCCUGUUGGCAGGAGCCGGAGCAUGCACCCGGGUGCCUGCGUCUGUGUUAUUGCCUGUGGGUGGCAAAUGCUAUGCCGCCAACGACAACUGGCUGUAGAAAAGGAAUGCAAACCUUCCCGAUGGACGAACUCAGUGAAGGAAAUGACAGUUUUGCCAUCAAGUUAUUAAAGAUGUUGGGGGAAGCAGAAAAGUCACAAAAUGUGUUCUUCUCCCCCCUGAGCAUCAGCUCUUCCCUAGUCAUGGUCUACCUAGGGGCAAGAGGAGACACUGCAGCUCAGAUGUCACAGGUCCUUUGUGUGAACAAAGAUGGAGAUGUCCACCGAGGUUUCCAGUCACUUCUCACCAAAAUUAAUAAAACUGGCGCUCAGUACUUGCUCAGAAUUGCCAACAGACUCUUUGGAGAAGAAACAUGUGACUUCCUUUCAUCCUUUAAGGAAUCCUGUCGGAAGUUUUACCAGGCUGAGCUGGAGGAGCUGUCCUUUGCUAAGAACACUGAAGAGUGCAGGAAACACAUAAAUGACUGGGUGGCAGAAAAGACAGAAGGUAAGAUUUCAGAGGUACUGGGUGCUGGGACAGUUGGUCCACUGACUAAGCUGGUCCUCGUCAAUGCUGUCUAUUUCAAAGGAAAGUGGAAUGAGCAAUUUGACAGGAAGCACACAAGAGGAAUGCUAUUUAAAACUAGCAAGGAGGAAAAGACAGUGCAGAUGAUGUUUAGGAGUGCGAAGUUUAAAAUAAGGUAUAUAGAGGAAGUGCAUACCCAGGUCCUGGAGCUGCCCUACGCAAAUGAAGAGCUGAGCAUGAUCAUCCUGCUGCCUGAUGACAACACUGACCUCACUGUGGUGGAAAAAGCACUUACAUAUGAGACAUUUAGAGCUUGGACUGAUCCAGAAAAGAUGACAAAGAGUAAAGUUGAAGUAUUCCUUCCCAAACUAAAGCUGGAGGAGAGUUAUGACUUGGAAUCCUUUCUUCAACAUUUAGGAAUGACUGAUGCCUUUGAGGAAACCAAGGCUGACUUCUCUGGAAUGUCAACUAGGAAGAAUGUACCGUUGUCCAAAAUUUCCCACAAGUGUUUUGUGGAGGUCAAUGAGGAAGGCACAGAGGUGGCUGCGGCCACUGCUGUGGUCAGGAAUACUCGGUGCAGCAGAAUGGAACUGAGAUUUUGUGCAAACCAUCCUUUCCUUUUCUUCAUUAGGCACAAUGAAACCAACAGCCUCUUGCUUUGUGGCAGGUUCUGCUCUCCAUAAAGUGGUUUGGAUGCUGUACUUGCCUAAUCCAGUCUUAAUUAAAAAUUCCUUAUGACAAAAUUGAUGGUGUGGCUUUAACGCUAAAAUAAAGGGUGUGCACCUUGGUACUUUUGUGAAUGUCUUUGCUGUAGGCUCCAAAACUACUCAGAACAAACAUGGCUUCAGAUGUAUGAAGUCUGGUGCUGAGACAGCAAUGCUUCUUUUGAGGUAUUUGUGAUUCUUAUCAUUGUCUCCAUUUUCAACAAAAUUCUGUUCCCCUGCUUGUGGGCAUCUUUGGGAGCAUCUCAAGGAUCCACAAACUAGUCCUUGACAUGCUCUUCCAACCUAUGAUGACCUCCAAGAUUUGCCCGUCUGCUAGGCUCACCCAGCCCCAAUAAACACAAAGCCAGGGGUGAAUACUAUAAACACUGUAUUCACCCACUGUCUCACAGACAGCUGAGAGAGUGUCUCUGCCUCCAUACUACCAAAGAUAAGGUCCUGCAUAUCCCUGUCUAGUACAGUUCCUCAUGAAAAUAGCUUCUUUAGUUUAUCCCAUAUGCCCCAAGGCUCAACAAUGAGGUUCAGGAUUGGGCUAGCACAUCUCUGAGAUGUGCCAAGUCAUUAUCUUCAUUCUUCUUCCCUCUGAAACACGCUCCACCCCACAAAUGUUCACAUCAAACAAUUAUUGGAAGCAAUGACCCCUCUAGUUAAUUAAAUUUGUAUAUGCUCAGACAUGAGUCAAGCACACCUCUCACUUAAGAAAGGAUCUGCCUACUUUUUAUUUUCUAACUAAACAAAUAAUUUGUAUUGUGGUAGCAAUUUGAAAACCAUAGAAAAGUUUAAGUUAAAAAAUAAGAAGCAACAAUUUCACCACCCAACAAUGAUCACUAUUAAUGGUAAUUUCCAUCUUUCCUCAUUCUGUGUAUGAAAUAUAGAUUUAUAAGUAUUAUAACACAAGUUAAUCAUAUACUUCUCUAGCUUAUUUCCACUUUUCCUUACUAUAAGCCUUUCUCAAGAUAAUUCUUUUUCUAGGUUAUGAAUUUGCAUAGUUUUCUACUAUAUGACUGUCAUUUUCUUAUGGAAUCUACUUAGACAACUUAAAUAACUGAAAUUGUUUAUAUUAUAUACCACACUGUUAUGACUAUGCAAAGAAUUUGCUCGAAUUUUUAAUAUUUAUUAAGAAAUAAUGUUAGAAUGUUACUGUCAACUUAAAAGUUGGGCAUAUUUUGGGUUUUCCAAAUUGAUCUCCAAGGAGUUAAUUUGCACACCCACUUAUGUUACCAUUUACACUUACACUAACUUAUUUUGACUUUUUUUAUGAGUUAGAGUGAAUAGUGGUUACAGCUGACCCAUUUUUGGUACACAAUUAAUAAUUACAUGAAUCAUGCAUAUUAGAGUUCUUACUUAAAAUUCACAAAGCUAGAAUAUAUUCUUAGUUAGGUUACACUCACUUCAAGGGCAACAUAUUUCCAAACCAGAUUUGGCCAAAAAAUUAAUUCAUAGAACUGGAACGUGUGUAUCUGUGUAUUUUGAUCUUGCCUCCAUUUUGACUUGUUUUUAGAGAUUUAUUUUAUUUGAAAGGCAGAAUUGGGGGUGGGGAGAGUUCCAUUUUCUGGAUUACUCCCCAAAUGGCCCCAAUGGCCAGAGGUGGGCCAGACCUAAGCCAGGAACCAGGAGCUGCUUCUGGGUCUCUCACAUGGGUGCAGGGGCCCAAGCUGUUGGGUCAUUUUCUGCUGUUUUCCCAGGUACAUUAGCAGGGAGCUGUGUUGAAAGUAGAGCAGUAGGGACUCAAACUGGUGCCCAAAUUGGAUGCUGGCACUGCAGACUGUAGCUUAAUCUGCUAUGCCACAGCACUGGCCCCUGCUUCCAAUCUUUUAAAAGCACAUUUUUGCUGAGAUAUAACUGCAUAAAUUUUACAUACUUAGUAUGUACAAUUUGAUGAGUUCUGAUACAUUAAUGCAUAUAUGAACAAAUUAUCACCACUUUCAAGAUAGUGAGCUUUUAUCUAUCAUAUCUCAAAGUUUCCUCUUGCAUGUCUCCUGCCCUCUGUACCACCCCAAUCAUCUAUACUCACUCCUUAGGCAACCACUGAUUUACUUUCUGUCACUAUAAGUUGAACUGCAUUUUCUAGAAUUUUAUCCCAUUUUUGGUAUGGCUACUAUAAUUCAGUACAAUCAUUUUGAGAUUCAUAUUGUAUUUGUCAAUAACUCAUUGAUUUAUUGAAUGGAUAUAGAUAUAUCAUAUUUUGUUUACAAUUUAACUUGAUGAAAAUUUAGAUAGUUACAUAUUUGGCUCUUGCAAAUAAAGUUGUUAUGAAUAUUCAAGUAUAUGUUUUUGUAUGGACAUAUUCUUUCAUUUCUUUUGGGUAGAUAUAUAAGAGUGGGAACAGCUAGGUCAUAUAGUAGAUGUGUAUUUACCUUUUGAAGAAAGAGUGGAAUUGUUUUCCAAAGUGGCUCAAUCAUUUAACAUGCACUGUACAUCAUCUGAAAUUUCCUGUUCAGUGUCCUCACCAAUACCUGGUACUGUCAAUGCUGUUAACUUUAGGCUUUAGUGGCGGCUCACUGUGAUUUUAGUUUGCAUUUCCCUAAUGAGUAAUUAUGUUAAAAUUUUUUUGUGGGGGCAUUUUCCAUACAUAUAUGAGGGA
This is a messenger RNA of Lepus europaeus (European hare), 4126 nucleotides long. It is a transcript of the gene SERPINB8, whose product is annotated as serpin family B member 8. Gene Ontology annotation, biological process: negative regulation of endopeptidase activity. The transcript has 8 exons. The coding region runs from base 37 to 1503 and encodes 488 amino acids. NCBI's taxonomy places the organism in Eukaryota, Metazoa, Chordata, Mammalia, Lagomorpha, Leporidae. The record is from RefSeq and is a predicted model, not a curated record. Gene Ontology annotation, cellular component: cytoplasm. Gene Ontology annotation, molecular function: serine-type endopeptidase inhibitor activity.